Messenger RNA from Syngnathoides biaculeatus (alligator pipefish), 3102 nucleotides. RefSeq names its product dynein axonemal intermediate chain 4 (gene dnai4). Gene Ontology annotation, molecular function: dynein heavy chain binding; dynein light chain binding. The transcript has 16 exons. NCBI's taxonomy places the organism in Eukaryota, Metazoa, Chordata, Actinopteri, Syngnathiformes, Syngnathidae. Gene Ontology annotation, cellular component: axonemal dynein complex. The record is from RefSeq and is a predicted model, not a curated record. Gene Ontology annotation, biological process: cilium movement. The coding region runs from base 141 to 2663 and encodes 840 amino acids.
ACUUCCUUGGUGUUGUCGUGGCAACGGGACUAACAAGCCUUGUAAAAAAACAUAACAAAAGCACGCAGCGUCAACUCACAAGACAUCUCAAAUUUAGGCUGAAGCUGUUGGUGGUGAUAAAAAAAAAUAAAAAAAGAAAUAUGAAGCGGAAUAGUUCAACAUUAACGGCCUCCUCUCGAAUGAUGAAACGAUCCACGUCGGGGAUGCAGCGAGUCCUCCAGAGUUCGAGGUACACGGGCAGCUUCACGGGUUUCCAGAGCCGAAAAGGCUCCCGGAUGCUCUCAGACAGUAAAAUGGGAAGAGGCAUCGUGCAUAGGAAAGCUAUCCGGGUGCUGGAUGAAGACGGCAACGACGUGACGCCGCGGCCGCUGUACGAGCCCGAGCCCAAGGACCCGCACGCCAAGCCGCAGAGAUUCUUUUUUGACGAUUUCUACGCCAGAUGGGACACCUCCAAAUCUUCCUCCUUCUCCAAUGUGCCCUCUUCCGGGUUAGGUAUGUGGAGCAGCAGCCUCGCCAGCAUGUCGACCCGAGUGUCCCUCGCCUCCCAAAGCGCUGUGGGCUUCAUCAAGGUGGACAGCGGCCAGCCGCCCGGUGUGACCACUUCUUCCCGAUCGGACGGCGUCCCGCGGUGGAGCAGAACUCGAUUAACGUUUGCAAUUUCGUGUCCCUUUCGAGAUUCAACCAGGCAAGCGGUCUCAGGGGGUCAGCCCGCGUCGGACGAGAUCGCCUUGGACGAGGUUCUGCACAUCUACUUGACCGAGACGGACACCAUGGCACUGCUGGAUCUGCCCGGCACCUGCAUGUCCGAGGAGGCUGAAAACGCACAGGCCGUUAAGGAGAGUAACGUCCUCUACAUCGAGCUGUGCAACAACAGACUGGGCAACGACAAGUACGUAGCGCGAGCCAUGCAGACCUUCGUGGGCGCCGCCAAACACAAAAAAGUCCAGAGCGACAAGAUUGUCAUGCACGAUCAAGGCACCAUCGCCACCAUCUGGGAAAUCUACGACUCGUUCCACAACGAAGCUCCGAAAGCGGAGAAAGGCGACGACGAGGAGCACGCCGUGGACGCCGGCAGGGAUGUGGAGCGGAUGCGGAGCGUCAGCAGCAUCAGCACGAUCAGCACCGUUAGUACCGGCAGCUCCCUGUUUUCCAUCAAGAUGCAAGGCGGCGACGUGAGCGACGAGCCGGAGCUUCAGGUGAUCUUCAAGUCGGAGACGUUCCAACGCAAUUUGCUCAUCGUGGAACGCUGCCUCGUCGCCAACGUCUUUCAACCCAAGCUGGCCGGUUACAGGAACCUCCCCGAGAUAAAAGUCAUCUAUCCCGGACCUGAGUGUGAGAAGGAGGACAAGGGAGAGGAGGAGGAGGAGGAGGAGGAGGAUGGAGAGGAGGAGGGAGAAGAGGGAGAGACGGCGGGGGAGGAGGCGAAGGAGCCGAAAGAGGAGGUGAAGGAGCCAAAGGUGGAAGAGGAGCAGGUGAAGGAUGAGGAGGGGAAGGAGGAAGAGGAGGAGGAGGAGGAAGAGGAAGCGGCCGAUCCAUCUCUGGAACUUCUCUGGACCUUCACUUGCGAGCUCACCAGGGGGCGCAACAUCACGUGCUUGACUUGGAACAAACAGAACUCGGAUCUGCUCGCAGUCGGCUACGGCGACUUCUGCCCCGGGACACCAGGCCUAAUCUGCUGCUGGUCCAUCAAAAACUUGAGCUGGCCAGAGCGUGUGUACCACUGUCAGAGCAGCAUCACGGCGCUGGAUUUCUCCUCCACCCACCCGGACAAACUGGCGGUGGGGAUGCUUGACGGCACAGUCGCCAUCUUCAGCGUGCGCAAUCGGGACAGCCACACGUUCCUCGCGAGCAGCUUGGAUUGCAAAAGGAGGCACGUUCACCCCGUCUGGCAAAUCACGUGGGCCAAGCAAGAACUGGGCCUUUCCGAGGAGGACACCGUGGAGUCCAUCGUGUCCGUGUCGGAGGACGGACGCGUCCUCAAGUGGCUGCUGUGCAGCCACGGGCUGGAGGGCAUCGACAUGCUGGAACUGAGGAGAAUCCAAGACGGCAUCAAGAAGGCCGAAGGCAACAAAACCAAGAAAGAGGGGAUUCUGGUUUCCACCGCGACGCCUGGUCUCUGCGUAGAUUUUCACCCCAAAGAUCCCAGCAUCUACUUGGCCGGCACGUCAGAGGGCGUGAUCCACAAGUGCUCCGUGUCCAACCAUCAUCAUUACUUGGCGCUUUAUCAGAAGCAUCUUUGCCCGGUCAACCGAGUGGAAUGGUCCCUGUUCAGCCCCGACGUGUUCCUGAGCUGCUCCGCCGACUGGACCAUCCAGCUGUGGAAGGAGGACUGCCUGACGCCGGUGAUGGGCUUCACCUCCGUCCAGAGUCCCGUGCUUUCCGUCAGAUGGUCCCCUCUCUGGCCCUCGGUCUUCGCCUGCGUCAAAAGUGAACAGCUGGAGAUUUGGGACCUCAACUCCUCUUUGCUGGACCCGGUCAUCGUGGAGCCCGCCGCACGAGGCAUCAACAUGACGUCCUUCCUCUUCACCAGGACAUCAGACUGCAUCCUGGUCGGGGACUCCAGCGGACAAGUCAGCUUCUACAGGAUCAAGGACCUCAGCGUUGGGCCGGGCAAGACGGUGCCAAGUUUGAAAGAACUCAUUCACUUUCCUUCUAGUAGUUAGUAGUUGGUAACCAACAAAAUAUGUGUUACUGACAUGCCCAUAAAAGUAUUUAUGCUUCAUUCAGUGUCUAAUGUGUUGCAUGUGAUCAUGAACAUGUAUGUAUAGAUAUUCCAUGUGAAUAUCAAUUACAUUGUUUCAAGUUUGUAUUGGAGUCGUGUUUCUACUUGAUUCUUGUUUCAUGUGGGAAAUGGAACUUACUACAUGACACCCAGUAAAAGGAAGCAGGAAUACACAUUAAUGAGGAGUACAUAAAAAAUUGAUCCACAUGUGUGUUGUGGUGUGUCGUCUUUGUACUUAAUUGCAGCUGUGCUUCAAGUUUCUACUUGAGACAUAUUUCAUGUUAGUUGGAGUCCUGUCUCUACUUGAGUCCCGCUUUUAUUGGAAUGUUUUUUCUCCUGGAAAUGUUCCAUGUUUCCACUAAAGUCCUGUUUCAAUCCGA